Messenger RNA from Ficedula albicollis (Collared flycatcher), 2006 nucleotides. RefSeq names its product nuclear receptor subfamily 6 group A member 1 (gene NR6A1). Gene Ontology annotation, molecular function: sequence-specific DNA binding; DNA-binding transcription factor activity; zinc ion binding. Lineage: Eukaryota; Metazoa; Chordata; Aves; Passeriformes; Muscicapidae. The record is from RefSeq and is a predicted model, not a curated record. The transcript has 10 exons. Bases 13 to 1347 code for a protein of 444 amino acids. Gene Ontology annotation, biological process: regulation of DNA-templated transcription.
GAUGUGGAGCAGAUGAGUUCCUCCUCUCCUGUCCUCCCUGUGAACUCCAUGGGCAAUGAGCGGGUGGAUCAGCGAACCUGCCUGAUCUGCGGGGACAGAGCCACGGGGCUGCACUAUGGCAUCAUCUCCUGCGAGGGCUGCAAGGGCUUCUUCAAGAGGAGCAUCUGCAACAAGCGCGUGUACCGCUGCAGCCGCGACAAGAACUGCGUCAUGUCCCGCAAGCAGCGCAACCGCUGCCAGUACUGCCGGCUGCUCAAGUGCCUGCAGAUGGGCAUGAACCGCAAAGCAAUCAGGGAGGAUGGCAUGCCAGGAGGCAGAAACAAAAGCAUCGGACCUGUCCAGAUAUCAGAGGAAGAGAUUGAAAGAAUUAUGUCUGGGCAAGAAUUUGAGGGAGAGGCAAACAUGUCAUGGAGCAACAAUGGAGACAGUGACCACAGUUCCCCUGGAAAUGGAGUUUCUGAGAGCAACCAGCCUUCACCUGUUUCUACUCCAUCUUCAAGUAGGUCCGUGGAGCUGAACGGGUUCGCUGCACUCAGGGAUCAGUACCUGGGCACGCCGGUGUCCACGCACUACCAGUACCUGCCGCACCUUUUUGGCUACUCCUCGGCGCCGUCGGCGCUGCUGGCGCCGCCGCGCAGCCUGGAGCCGCCGUCGCACGGGCUGGUCAGCCAGCUGCUGUGCGCCGAGGACCUGCAGCCCCUCGGCACCCCCAUGCUCAUCGAGGACGGGUAUAAAGUGACUCAGGCAGAGCUGUUUGCGUUGCUGUGUCGUCUGGCGGAUGAAUUGCUUUUCAGGCAGAUUGCUUGGAUCAAGAAGCUGCCGUUCUUCUGCGAACUCUCCAUCAAGGACUAUACCUGCCUGCUCAGCUCCACGUGGCAGGAGCUGAUCCUGCUCUCCUCGCUGACUGUUUACAGCAAGCAGAUCUUUGGUGACCUUGCAGAUGUCACCUCCAAGUACUCUCCCUCUGACGACGAGCUGCACAGGUUCAGUGAAGAGGGGAUGGAGGUGAUGGAGCGGCUGAUCUACCUCUUUCGCAAAUUCAACCAGCUGAAGGUCAGCAACGAGGAGUACGCGUGCAUGAAAGCCAUCAACUUCCUAAACCAAGAUAUCAGGGGUCUGAGCAACGCCUCGCAGCUGGAGCAGCUGAACAAGCGGUACUGGUACGUGUGCCAGGACUUCACGGAGUACAAAUACCCCCACCAGCCAAACCGCUUCCCAGACCUAAUGAUGUGUUUGCCAGAGAUUCGCUAUAUUGCAGGAAAAAUGGUGAAUGUCCCCCUGGAGCAGCUGCCUCUCCUGUUUAAGGCUGUUCUACAUUCCUGCAAGACGAGUGUGAGCAAGGAGUGAGCAGCUGGCCCCGGCCGGUGCCUUACGCUGAGCCUCGGGCCAGGAGAGGGGCAAACACAUCCAGGCAGGAGACAGGGCAGGGGGCCUCCCUGCCCUUGUAGCAAGAAUCUUUUUUUUGUUUGUUUGUUUUGGUUUUUUUUACUCUUUUUCCUAUAUAUUUAUUUCACGACAGAGUUGAAUGUAUGAUCUUCAACACGAUGCACAUGGUUCUGUAAGAAUGCAGCAGAUGCAUUCUCCAGCGGUUUACAGAAUGUGAAGAUGUUUAAUGUUACAGUGUUUGUUAGGGUUAGUUCUUUUAUAUUUGGGGCUGGGGACCGAGAUGACUAAGACUACCUCAAGGAGAAGAUGCUGUUCUCGCACUGCUCUUUCCAUGAUUUGCAUCCAAAGCAUUUGUCAUAGAGAGCAAACGUCGACAGAGCUGUUAUAUCCCAAAGGGACGACUUUGGAGAAGUGGGUGCUAGAGAAGUGCCAAGCUUUUUCUUUAAUUUUAAAAAGGCAGGGGGUGGAGAAGUCUGUCUAAGCAGUUGGUUUCUUUUCCCCUGGCAGUUUCCAGAUGCAGGUUUCCAGUGGGAUGGCAGUGCUCUGAGGGGCUCCCUGGCCCUGUCCUGUCUGGGGAGCUGCAGGUGGGCUCUGCCCCAGCCCCUCCUGGCCAGCUGCCC